AUGGUCCUACAGACCACUUCGCCGGCAUUCCUCGAAUUGGCAUCCUCGCCGUCUAAUCGUCCACACGAGCAGACAACACUGGCAGACGGAUACUCUGUGCAGACAUCAGUUGAGCCAUCGCGAGCGACCUCGCCCGCCGCUUCCAGCGUUGUAGCACUUGGAUCACCAAGCCAGCGCCGCCAGCCUGCAUCGCCGGAAUCCCUUCCGUCACUCCCUAAGUACCCUGGCGCGUGGGAUUCUCUGUCGUCGUCAUCCCCCGAGAAUCGAAAGGCAAAUAGCGCAUACUUUACUGCUGCGUGGGGAUCUCCAUAUGCAACACCCAGCCCGCGUCGGCUCUCGUGGACACUCAGUAAUCAGCCUAGCUUAAAUCUCCCGUCUCGCGAAAAUUCUCCUUCGAGAGGUCGUGGUUACACAUCCAUACGUGGUCCUGGAUCAUUCCGAACAACGUCAACGUCCAGUCAAGUACUCAGGCCAAUCGGCUCAAUAGGCCGAUCCUCCGCCCGAGAUUUUUCGGGCACACAAGGAGGUUCCUCAUUCCAACAAUUUACUGAGGACUGGAUCGACCGCUACCUAUCUGGCCAACCACGCACAGAGCGGACGAAUUGGUUGAGUGACGACGAAGGUAGCGAGGCACCAUCCUUUUUCACUGCCCGCAACAACUUCGGCGACGAUCCAACUGAAGGUUGGCUGGGACUAGACGAACCUAACGAGGAGGACCUCUUGAGAACGCCUACUGCAGUCAAUUCUCUAUCGGUAAGAUCAAGAAAGGGACUUGGUAAACAGCUCAGCCGGUCUCGUCAGAAACAUCUUUCCACUUUCAGCACCGCUACUCUACGGCAAGAAGACGUUUGGGGAUUCGCAUUCGGGGACGAGCAUCCGUCGACCGCAAUGUCUGAUAUAGCAGAUACACCCCUGCCCUCAACGGAGCACGACUCCACCACCGAGUCUUCGACGGAGAAGCCUCUUCCAUUACCGCCUUCAGAGAAUGCCACACCUAUUGAGAAUACUGAGAGCAUAAAGGCUGAAGCUACCCCUAGACCCCAAUUGGCCAGUCAAGGCUCGUCUCAACGCGGAAGAAAAAAGGUAGCAUGGCGCGGUAAGACCUGCUUGAUUGCAGUGCCUACUGAUGAUAAGAGAGGAUCUGAGGAGUCCGGCUAUCAGUUACUGACGAAGGUGGAUGUCGAAAAGCGUCUGCAAAGAUGGCUGGAUGAAGGAUACCAUGUGGAUGGAUUCGACGUUUUUGCGCCCGAGCAGGACUCAUUUUCGAGCCAAACUGGUGGCUUCAGUCGCCUGCCUUAUCCCGAUGAAAGUGAAUCUUUACAAGACAAAGUAUCCGGGAAUUUUGGGGUGAGAUUUCCAAACCUGGGCGAAUGGGAUGCAUACGUCCAACACUUGCAAGAAGAGAAACUCCGUGCACUUGGAGUCUUCCUCGACGAUGACCCCCCAGCUUUGGAGUCCCCUGCAGCAUCCUUGGGGGCAAUGACUCAAAUGGGAAUCUUCCCUGGCCAUAUCACAUCCCCACCAAUUCCUACUUCGUCUGCAGCCAGUAAUCCUAUGUUUGGUUCCCAUACUUUCUCUCCUCAUUUCAACCAGUCUACCAACCCGAGCACGCAUGCUGAAUCCUUGGCAUCGCCGCCACCUCAGUUUGGAGGACAGCAUUCAUUUUAUGGCAUGGAUGCAAAUUUCGUACCAGGGUUGCCUUAUCCUUACCAACCAACGCCUCCAGUUGCAGGAACCUUGACUCCGCAGAGUCUAUUCAACGCACGUCAAGCCAGCUUUGCAGGAACCGGCCCUGGCGGCAUGCCAAAUCUGAACUCGAUCUUUUCACCUGUAUCUCCCCUCAAUGCCGACGAGAUGUUUAACCAAAGUUCGAAUGGACAUCGUGAUCGUACAGACUCAAUUCGGGAUUCAUCAUAUCAAGACCCGUCAAGCAACAAACGACAAGUUCGUGAGUCGCGGGCAGCUACACUCAUCCUUGAUGAGUCCCAGCUCGAGACAGAACAUUUUCAAGCGUCAAAUGUUGAAAUCGCCCAUCCUACGCCUCGAGGACAUAGUCAUAACCUCAGUGAAACGUUACAGAAAGGUCUGGAUCGGUAUUCGCAGGCGGAUUAUCAUCUAGAACACUCAAUUCAGCGACAGUUGGAGGAAAAUGAGGGCGACUUGCAAAAUUCUCGCUGGGCUAUUGGCGAAGAUGAUGUGCAGCCGUCCCCUGCCCAUGCACAGUUCUCGGUUCCAGACUCGUUCUCUACCGGCCACCAUCGCCUCUUCGGAGAGCAACAGCAGCAGCCUAUGGAUAUGAUUCAAGAUGCUGAUGAGAUUGAUACUAAUCCAAGUCUUACCGCAAGUCCCCGCGAACCAAAACUUGACAUGAGCCAUCACCCAUGGCAUAGUGCUAAGCCAAGUUCCGGUUCCUUUGCCGCAAGGCACAAGUCCAAGGCAUCUCUGUCAGGCCUCAAUGUGGAAGCCCAGGAGUUCAACCCUACAGGUUCAUUCUCGACUAAUGUAUUCGCUUCCCAAGGAGGAGCCUCUUUUCAAUCGAAUGGGUACGGAAGUGGUUCAAUCUUUUCCCCCACCUCAUCCGUGUUCCAACCUGGCAGUUCGAUUGGCGGCUUUAAUGUGGGAGCUCCUUCAUUUACACCUUCAAGUAACGACUUCAACGCUAGUAGUAAUUCGUUCGUACCCAGCGCGUCGAAGGGAUUCACAUUCUCUACCGCAUCCUUCAACGCUGAUGCACCUACUUUCAAUCCAGGUGCAAGCGUCACGUCUAAUGCUUCGGACGCACCCAGUCAUCUCAAAGGCAGUAUCUUCGGAGAUAUCGACUUCAACCAGAUGAAUAAGCCAAACAAAUCAUCUAAAGCUAUUCCUAUUGUUCGCCCCGAUGAUGAUCAUGAAGAAGUGGUCAUGGAACGUGGGGCACCAGGAACUCCGCCACGACAAAAGCGUGCUCGCCGCGGGGCUGAUGAGGAAGACGAGGAUGUCGAUUUCGCCGGGCUCAUGCCAUUGGCAGAGGCCACUCAAACUCAAGCUACAGCUGUAGCAAAUCAAACCUACAAGUCUGCAGAAGGAAAAGAGAAUGAAGUUCCCGAGCAGGAUGUCCUAGAGGUUCCUGUGAAACCAGAAAGCCCUGAUACGAAACGCCGCUUUGUGGAAGAUGACGCUGUCGCCGUGGAAUAUACCGUUGAGACGGUUAAAGAUAUUCAGGAGGAGAAAGUCAUUCCCCCAGUUGACACCGAGCCAUUCCCCGCCGUAUCCGAUUUCAACGAGGUUCCCGACCCUGCCGAUUCAGUCAUUGACAAGAGCACACCAACGGAGUCGAAAGAGGAAGAGAUCGCAACCCCGGUAUCCGAAGCUGCUCCUGACCCUAUUGCUGAGCAACCAAAUGCAGAAAUAUCGAAACGAGAGCCAAGGAAGUCAAUCUUCUCGGCAUUUGCAAGAUCAUUCGCAUUCCGCCCUUCGAUCUCAGAAUAUGUUCCGAUAAAGUCGCCUAGUAAUGAGGCCAAGUCGCCUAGUAGUGAAGCUACCCCCAUUCCAGAGCCAGUCAAGGCCCAACCAGAGAAGCCCAAGACGGGCCUAUUUGCUUCUCGUUAUGCUGUUGAGGAAGAAGAGUUGAACGUCACCGAGUUGGCACCAAUCAACAGCCAGCCUGAGAUUGCCAAUGAAAAUGACGAAGUCGCCGUCAAUGGUCAUGACUCGCCCGAUGAGGAUGAACUCAACGCCGUAAUGGAUCAGCUCAAUGGCGAUGACUCUGAUGUAGGUGUAGAAAGACUCAGCACACCCUUGCCACCUCAAAUGACCAUUGAAACACCCGUGUUACGCUCAACGGAACAAACACAGCUACCUCACAUCAUUCGCAGUGAUGCUCCAAGCCCAAGUCCUGCCAGAAACUUCAAUCAACUGUUGCGAGGUACUUCAAAGAUUGGGUCUGAUUUGGAUGUUACUCAAUCUCAUCACUCUUUCCCACAACGAGGCUUUGCUUCAGGUGCUCAGUCACCAGUUCGCCAAUUGCUCAGUACGAAUGAGCAUAUCAGUGACUGGGACGAUGUUAUCUCCUCAGGUGAAGAUGAAAAGCUGGUGCAACGAAGCAAGUUCUUUGAUCGUCAUGUCAAUGCUCUUGUCAGUGAGGUUUUGGCGGAGCGAUUAGGCCCUCUUGAGCAAGCACUAAGCAUUAUACAAAACUCUGUGGUAUCCUUGCACUCACAAUCGGCUGGUCGUCAACUACUCAACGGCAGACAAGCAGAUGUGGAACAUAGCGAUGCCGAUGAUGAGGACGACGAGGUUAAUAUUCCUCGUUCGAUCUCGCCAUUGAGCAAACGAGAUAGGAAGUUGGAGAAAAUGAAGGGCGCAGUACUUGAAGCUCUAACAGCUCAUGGCUUAGGCCGGCAAGAAGUUCCUCCAGCUUCGGCGAACUUCAAUAUCAUUCAAGAAACACUGGCUGAGCUCAAAGCAUUAACGCAACAACGUCAGCAGCCAGACAUCAAGACUUUGGUUCAAGAGGCUCUAGCAGUCCAUGCCCAAGCCAACGCCAGAAAGACACCUCUUUCGGAGGCUGAAGAAAUUGGCGCGGAGAGUUUGAAACUGCAAUUAGAUGGUGUUAAGAGCAUGCUUCGAACGGCCGAUGAACGUACCGAACAAGAAAUCAAGGCUCGUCGUGACGUUCAAGAAGCUUUGACAGAAGUCCAGAAGAUGCUUGGUCAUGCUGAAGGUGAAGUUGCUCGCUAUCGCCAAGCCGCUGAGCAAGCAGAAGCAGCUGUUCGUGAACUCAAGGAAGACAGAAUUCCUCAGUUGGAGAAGGCCCAGACGCGAUGCGACGCACUUGAAAAACAACAAGAAUCAUGGGAGAUGACCCUUGCAGAGCUUUCCGCCAAGAAUAUUGCUUUGGAAGGUACACUUGACGAGUACCGUGUUUCGCAUGAUUUCUGGAAGAAGAAGGUUGCCACGACGGAAGAUGAGAACAAAGAUUUGCGGUCCAAUAUUGGACACCUUACUGUUCGUAUCGAAGAUAGUAUGCGUGCCAGACAGAGUCUCCGUGGCAAAUUUGAUAAAUUGCAGGAUGAUAUGGCGAACGUGACCAAGGAUGUGACCCGCGAUCAGGCCAAUGCUCGGAGAAAGGAAGAGGAACUGACAGCCAAAUAUGAAAGUCUCCGUGCUGCAUAUGAUAGGGAAGUGAAGUUGCGCGAAAAGCUCGAAAUUGACAUUGGCGAGCUAGAGAAGUCCGAGCGAGAAACUGCCAAACUGAAGUUUAUCUUUGCUCAAUCUCAGCAAGAAAAUCACAGAUUGGAGGAGCUUGUUGCAUCUCUACGCCAGGAAAGCCAAGAACAUGAGAACGCAGCCUCUCGCUUUGAACGUGAAUUCAACGAAGCCCGUGAGAGCAGUCGUAUGGAAAUCCAGCGCGCCAGAACUUCAAUGGAGGCCGACCUUGAAGCAGCAAACAAUCAAGUCAAUUAUAUUCGUGCAGGACUCGAAGCUGAGAUCAACCGCUUGGAAAGCCAAGUUGAGAAUGUCCGCAUGGAUGCCGAUACUAUGAAAGAGCGAUAUGAGCUUCUCUUGGAAGAAGCUCGUGAGAACAAAGACUCAACCAUAGCGGAGUUGACGGCAGGAAAGGACAUGGCAAUGGAAGAACAACGCAAAACACAUGACCGUGUCCUGAACGAUCUCCGCGAACGCCACGCUCGUGCACUGCACAAUGCUUCUGAAGACCGACAGCGGAUUGAAUCCUACAUGAAGGAGAAGCUAGACCUUAGCAAUGAGAAAGUGGCACACCUGCAAGACCGCGUCGCUCAUCUGGAAGAGAAGCUUGAAAUUGCCAAGUCUGCAGCUCGUGCAGCCGCUCAAGCGGCUCAAGCCAAGGGUGUCGUUGUUUCUCCUCCGGUGCAGCAUCAUAGUUCACCAUCGUUGUCUUACAGCAAGGACUCGUCAGCCCCUGAAAAGAUUUCUCCUCAAGCUCUCCGCGAAUCAAUUCUUGUGCUCCAGGAUCAAUUACAACAACGCGAAAGCCGUAUCGAGGAGCUAGAAGAGGAGCUCAGUGAAGUGGACAAGGAGGCGCCCAACAAAAUCAAAGAGAGGGACACUGAAAUCAGCUGGCUUAGAGAGCUACUUGGAGUUCGUGUUGAUGAUCUCCAGGAUAUUAUUAACAACCUUUCGCAGCCUUCCUUCGAUCAGAAUACCGUCCGGGACGCUGCCAUCCGACUUCGGGCCAAUCUUCAAAUGCAGCAGCAGGAGAAAGAGAGGGCAAUGUCAGGACAAGCAUUCCCUUCAUUGGCUGAUAUUGCUGCGUCACCACGUUCUCUACCGCUCGCAGCAGCCGCAGCUUGGGGAAACUGGCGCAAGGGCCGCGAGUCUUUUACAUCGGAAAGCGGAGCUACUCAGACACCUUCAAAGUCAACGAACGCUGGCGGGUUCCUAUCCGGCCUUCUUACACCCCCUAGCUCAAAUGUAAGAUAUACACCCAAAAAUAUGAGCGCCCCGCCAGGCCCAGCGCGUCUAGCAGGUCGUCGAACAGCAUCAGAGAGCCGCCCGCUACGAGGAUACAAUCAAUCGCGUUCUCUAUCUGCGCGACAAAUGGAUAAGCUCCCGGUUGUCCAUCAGGAGCAGAUCGAACCACCAACAACACCACCACUCCUGCGAAGGUCCAGCUAUGAUCAUGAUGCGGAGCAAAACAGCUAUGACGGCAGCUCCUUGAUGGACGACGUUGACAGCAUGAUAGCUGCAGACUCCCCAGAAGGAAUCAGAGACGAUCACCUCUUUGCCCAUGACGAGUAA
Talaromyces marneffei is the source of this 6759-nucleotide messenger RNA. RefSeq lists its product as uncharacterized. NCBI's taxonomy places the organism in Eukaryota, Fungi, Ascomycota, Eurotiomycetes, Eurotiales, Trichocomaceae. The record is from RefSeq and is a predicted model, not a curated record. The transcript has 2 exons. Gene Ontology annotation, cellular component: cytoskeleton. Bases 1 to 6759 code for a protein of 2252 amino acids.